Molecule: messenger RNA, 4017 nt
Organism: Magallana angulata
Lineage: Eukaryota; Metazoa; Mollusca; Bivalvia; Ostreida; Ostreidae
Product: heat shock protein 75 kDa, mitochondrial-like
Exons: 17
Coding region: 12-2171 (719 amino acids)
Biological process (GO): protein folding
Cellular component (GO): mitochondrial inner membrane
Molecular function (GO): ATP hydrolysis activity; ATP-dependent protein folding chaperone; ATP binding
Source: RefSeq, a predicted model, not a curated record
GUCGCUGAAAAAUGGCUGCCUCCAGUUACACAUGUGUGCUGUCAAGCCGAAGAUCGUUUUUGUCAAUUUUGAGGUCAUAUUCAAGAUACAGCACAACAGCAUUUAUUGACAAGAAUCAAUAUACAAAGACCCCAGGUUUUGUUCCUGUUUACCAUUCCCAAAGAAAACCAUUAUUGCAGCGCUCAUUUAGUACCACCUCUUACUACUGCAGCUCUGACAAUGAAAAUAUUGUCAACGCUGAACCUACUGAACAAGAGGAAGAUUACCACAACAUCAUUAAAGACACUGAAAGGUCAAAAGGGCCAUCGGAUCAUCAUGAAUUUCAAGCAGAGACAAGAAAGUUAUUGGAUAUUGUUGCCAGAUCACUUUACUCAGAAAAAGAGGUGUUUAUCAGGGAGUUGAUCUCUAAUGCCAGCGAUGCUCUGGAGAAGCUACGAUAUCAACAGAUGACAGACUCCGAAAUCCGAGACUCGGAUGUUCCCCUGGAGAUCCACAUCGGAGUGGAUGAAGACAAAAAGACAUUUACAAUACAAGAUACUGGCAUUGGUAUGACCAAGGAAGAAAUGAUUGAAAACCUCGGAACAAUUGCCAAAUCAGGAUCUAAGGAAUUCCUGGAAACCAUUUCCAAGAAGCCCGGAGAUAUUGGCAGCAGCAUCAUUGGUCAGUUUGGAGUGGGCUUCUACUCGUCGUUCAUGGUGGCGGAGAAGGUGGAGGUGUACUCACAGUCCAACAAGCCGGGCAGUCAGGCCUUCUGCUGGACCUCUGAUGGCACUGGGAGUUACGACAUAGCUGAAGCUGAGGGGGUGCAGAGAGGAACCAAAAUAGUUCUUCAUCUGAAGGGCGACAGCUACAACUACGCCAAAGAGGAUCGGAUCAAAGAGGUUAUCAAGAAAUACAGCAACUUUGUUGGAGUUCCUAUUUACCUGAAUGGAAAACGAGCAAACAUUGUGCAGCCCCUAUGGAUGAUGGAUCCAAAAAGUAUUACAGAUGACAUGCAUGAGGAGUUUUAUCGCUUUAUCGGAAAUGUGUAUGACAAACCUCGCUACGUGCUUCAGUACAAGAUUGAUGCACCCCUAAACAUUCGAGCUUUGUUCUACGUACCUGAGUAUAAACCAACUAUGUUUGACAUGAGUCGGGAGACAGACGUGAGCGUGAAUCUGUACAGUAGGAAAGUGAUGAUCAUGCCCAAGGCCAACUACAUCCUUCCUAGGUGGCUUCGGUUUAUGAAGGGUGUUGUUGACAGUGAAGAUAUUCCCCUGAAUCUGAGUAGAGAACUUCUACAGGACAGUGCUUUAAUCAGGAAGUUGAAUGAUGUGCUGACUACCAGGAUUAUCAAGUUUUUCAUGGACCAGAGUAAGAAGGACCCUCAGACCUACCUACAGUUCUACGAGGACUACGGACUGUUCUUCAGAGAGGGCAUUGUGACAACACACGAUCAGGAUCUUAGGGAAAGAAUAGCUAAACUGUUGAGAUUUGAGUCAUCUAAGACUGCCCCUGGAGAGUUGAUUGGCCUGGAUGAGUAUGCAGACAGAAUGAAGGCUGGAGCAAGGGAUAUUUUCUACCUGUCUGCUCCAAAUCGUCAGCUGGCAGAGAGGUCCCCAUACUUGGAGGCCCUACAGAAGGAGGACAAGGAGGUGUUGUUCCUAUAUGAGCCUUAUGACGAACUCGUCCUGAUGAACCUGGGCCAGUUCUAUAAGAAGAAUCUCAAGUCCAUUGAGAAUGAGAUCACGAGCGUGGACAAGGACGGGGAGAUAGAAGAGGGCGAGCCGGGCAGCCUCUCGAGGACGGAGGCCAAGGACUUGAUGGACUGGAUCUCCAAUGUCCUCAUGAACAAAGUCAGCAAGGUCAAGGUAACAAAGAGGCUGUCCUCCCAUCCCUGUGUGAUUACGGUUGCUGAGAUGGCGUCAGCCAGACAUUUCCUGAGGACCACGCUGGCAGGGAAAAGUCAGGAGGAGAGAUACAGGCUGCUGCAACCCACACUAGAAAUUAACCCAAGUCACCCUUUGAUAAAGAAACUCAAUACCCUGCAAACCAAUAAUCCAGAUCUGGGAAGAUUGGUGUUGGAACAGCUGUAUGACAAUGCGAUGAUACACGCUGGUCUAGUGGACGACCCUCGAACCAUGGUAGAUCGACUCAACGAACUUCUUGAGAAAGCUUUGGACAAACACUGAUAUACCGUAUAUGCAUCAUCCAAAUGAACUCAUCAUCUCAAAGACAAUAGGCAGAUGCAAUUUACAAAAUGAUGUUCCUGAAACUUCUGCUUUAAUCUUUUAGAGGUCAUUUCUUGCCUGACCAAGGGCUUAUUUUACCUAACGAUUCAGAUGUUUCAACUGGAGAGAGGUUGAUAAUAUGGGAUGCACAUUUGUAUGUGUAUCAGUUUAUAGCAUAUGUUGUAGUACUAAAUUUACAGAGUGCAUUACAUGUAUGUGGUAACAAACUUGUCUGUGAUUUUUGAAAUAAAAUAUACGUGUAUACGUAAAAGCAGUGGCGUGAUGGUUCAUGAAGGAGGUAAAUUUACAGGACAUGCAUUAAAUAGACAAAUUGUUUUGUUGCUAGAUACACCAUUACCAAAUAAUCCAGGGGAAAAGUCUCUGCACGGAGAUAAACCCAUGAUCUAGACACUGGAUAGAGAAAGCUUUGAUAAAACUUUGUAGGGAUGUGAUAUGGUUUGAAAAAUUAUGUACGUUUACCAUUUGCAUGUGUUUUGUUAAUUAAUAUUUCAACAAAUAACAAUAUUUAUAUAAAUUUGUUGUUCUAUUUAAUAACCAUAGAAUUAGCUAAUUAAAGGUUGCAUUUCACAAAGGAAAUUACAACUUAUGACCAAAAUAAAAAUUGUUCAUUUUUCAUUAAAAAUAAAUAUGAGCAUACACAUGUUUAUAUAUUGAAAAAGUUCGGAAUUAAAAAAGUUUACCUCAACUUUGGACUAAGGAUCAUUCCAUCAUCACUGCUCUGACUUUUUAUGGAGAAAUAUUCAGAUUGUACGGCUACAUGUUUAACUAAUUACAAGCUCAAUUGAACAAAAGCAAAGGUGCUAGAUACAUGAAUGACCGACUUACUUAUUUUGUCCAUUUCUGAUUUGUAUUAACUGAUUCCAUGUGUGCCUUUGUAUUUUAAAUUUACAAGCACUUCAUUUUUUUUACCAUUUCCUCAUAUAAACAAAGAUAUUGACAAGCAGUUUGAGUGCCUACUGCAAAUGCACUCGGAGUAGGCCGACUACCUAGUUAAGAUGGGAUAGCAUCCUCCAAAGAUAGGAUGCAUGGACACAGAUUGUGAUGCGGAGAUCCCAUGUUGGUAUAAGUAUAGCUCUGAAUGAUGAUAUAUGUCCUCAUGUGAUGUAAACAUUGCAAAACAAACCAAGGAUUUCCCAAAAUAAGGAAACUGCAUUUAUACACUAUUAAACUCAUAAUGUACAACUAACUUCGUGUAAUCACUGCAAUAUUUUUCCUCAAUCCUUUUCUUGCCAUUUGGUGUGAAUAUUCCACCCAGCAUAGACAGUGUCUCACUUCAAUUUUUCAAAUUCAUAUAAAAUUACUUAGCUUGUUGCAUGAACAUUUUAAUAAAAGUCAAUGCUAGUCACUCCCAUUCCUGCAGCAGUUUAAAUAACACAACAUUCAGCAUCUGACAUGAAAAUUAUCGUUUUUCCCAAAGCCAUUUCCUCAUGGAAAUCAAGUUAACGAUGCAGUCAAGACAAAUACAAUACAUGGAACUUGUUUGUUAAUUUUAUUGCCACUUGGCGUGGUGGAAAUCAUAAAAUUAUGACCUAAUACAGAUUCACUGCUAGAUCUAGCUCCAUAGUGAUUUCAUCUAUCUAAAUAAGGUUUCCUUUUGAGAGAUUACAUUACAUUAACUCUACAUAUAUAGAUGUCUUUCUUUUAAUAAUAAUUAGGCAACAAUGGAAUUGAAGUUAAAACUAGGCCAAGACAUAUUAAAUGUGUCAAAAGCAUGAACAAGGUAAUAUCUAAUGACAAAAAAUUUUCAGAAUUGCCAGUUUCCAAAUACAUUAUUAUUUUUUUUUAA